AUGUCUGCACUACCUCUCCUCAAGGGCAAGAUGAUGUUUGCUUCCCUGGUGCUGCUGUUUGCUGCCUUCCCUGGAGCAAAAGGCAGCCCUGUGCCACACGCAUCCGGCCGUGACAAAGUCCUCCUGGUGUCCUUUGAUGGCUUUCGGUGGGACUACGACCAGGACGUGGACACCCCCAACCUGGAUGCGAUGGCUGCAGAGGGGGUGAAGGCACGGUACAUGACCCCCGCCUUCAUCACCCUCACCAGCCCGUGCCACUUCACUCUGCUGACCGGGAAAUACCUGGAGAAUCAUGGCGUCGUCCACAACAUGUGGUUCAACACCAGCACUGGGGUGAAGCUGCCCUACUACACCACGCAGGGCAUCGACAGCUGGUGGGACAACGGCAGCCUGCCCAUCUGGAUCACAGCACAGAGGCAGGGUUUAAAGACAGGCUCCAUCCAUUUCCCCGGGACAAAAGCAAAAUAUCAAGGAGAAGAAGUGAGCCUGAAGCUGGUGGAGCCUCCCCUGUUCAACUACAGCAACGAAACCGUUUGGAGACAGAACAUUGACACUGCCAUGGAAUGGUUCACAGUGAACAACCUGGACUUCAUCACUCUCUACUUUGGUGAGCCAGACUCAACAGGACACAAAUACGGCCCCGAAUCCACGCAGAGGAGGAACAUGGUCAGCCAGGUGGACCAAACCAUCGGCUACUUAAGGCAGAGGAUCAGGGAAAGCGGCUUGGAAUCAAACCUCAACCUCAUCAUCACAUCUGACCACGGCAUGGAGACGGUCAUAAAGAGCGACGAGAUCCACCUCCGGAAUGUCGAGAACUUCACAUUCAGUGACAUCCAGUUUGAACUCUUAGAUUACGGACCCAACGGGCUGCUGAUACCAAAAGAAGGGAAAUUAGAGCACGUGUAUUCAGUCCUGAAAAAUGCCCACCCGAAGUUACACGUGUACAAAAAAGAAGAGUUUCCAAAGAGAUUCCACUACGCCAACCAUCCCCGGAUCACCCCGCUCUUGAUGUACAGUGAUCCAGGAUAUGUGAUCCAUGGGAGAUACAAGGUGCAGUUCAACACGGGAGAGCACGGCUUUGACAACGAAGCCAUGAACAUGAAAACCAUCUUCCGCGCCGUGGGGCCGGCCUUCAAGCAGGGGCUCAUAGCGGAGCCGUUCGAAAGCGUCAACGUCUACGCUCUGCUCUGCGAGCUGUUGGGCAUCGCGCCGGAACCUCACGACGGUUCUCUGGACGCCACGAGGUCGAUGCUGCGUUCCAGCGCUCCUCUCCUUGCUGUAACAAAGCUGCCAGUGAUGCUGGGAAUCGCUCUCAUCUUGAGCUGCUGGGGAGGAGCAUACUAACCCCUACCAGAGGAAGCAGCCCAGGAUCUCUCCCAGGGGCUCAGGGAACAGCACAGCUCUGCAAUCUCAGGGCCCUUGGCUCUGCCCUUCUGCCUGGGGCAUCAGCAUGGCAGCUGCCCCGACCCCGUCCCAGAUGCUGAAGUGCCUCUCCCCAACUCUGUGCCUCAUCUCAGGGGCUCGAUAAACAUCUGUUGCCAUAGAGAUUUGCUCAAGCUGCCUUCCCUGCGUUGGUUUCACCCAAUAAGAUGAAACAAGAGACGCACGCUUCACUCAGAAGAAAAAAAAAAAAACAGGAAGAAAAUGUUUGGCUUGAAACCAUAUUGGGGGUGGGGGUCAGACCGGCAGCAUGCAGAGCAAACAGUCCAUUAGGCAAACAAUGGGGAGGCUCUGCAAGGGGAGCCACAUGGGCCGGCACUGCAAAUAUUAUUUAAAAUAAUAUCAAUACAGUAACUUUGAAAG
Molecule: messenger RNA, 1803 nt
Organism: Centrocercus urophasianus (Greater sage-grouse)
Lineage: Eukaryota; Metazoa; Chordata; Aves; Galliformes; Phasianidae
Gene: ENPP7
Product: ectonucleotide pyrophosphatase/phosphodiesterase 7
Exons: 6
Coding region: 1-1344 (447 amino acids)
Source: RefSeq, a predicted model, not a curated record